Messenger RNA from Eutrema salsugineum, 2640 nucleotides. RefSeq lists its product as uncharacterized. The transcript has 3 exons. The record is from RefSeq and is a predicted model, not a curated record. Lineage: Eukaryota; Viridiplantae; Streptophyta; Magnoliopsida; Brassicales; Brassicaceae. The coding region runs from base 42 to 2471 and encodes 809 amino acids.
CUUCCCUCAAAAUAAAACCCGAAUCAGAGCGAGAAAGAGUGAUGGAUGCGACCAACCACGACGACGUUAUCAAUUCUACUACUAACUGGAGACUCGCCGGCGGUUCCCUCACUGACUCCAUCUCCUUUGAGUCUUCCUUCUCGACUACCACCGCAAACCUCGAAUCUGACGACGGCGCCGCCGUCGAUCAUGCGGUCAAGUCACCGCUGCUUCUGCUCCCUCCGAUCACUGAUGCCGAGCCGUGUGAAAUUACCAUUGCAUUUGCACAAGAACAUGAAUUAAGGCAAGUCUAUAUCCGAAGUACUGCACGGGUAUACGAAGUGUAUUACACAAAAAAGCUGGGAGAUGACAAAGAAUACCUGUGUACAGUUCGAUGUGGCAUUGCAAUGAGAGCAGAAGAAGUGCUUCAGAUCAUCCCUCUCACUGAGUCAGCUGCUUCUAAGAAUCAGGUGGAACCGCUCAAGGAUGAUUCGAUAGAGAGGAAGGUAAAAGAUAAUGGCAAUGGACGGACGAACGAAGAUGGUUGGGUUGAAGUGAAAGCUGGUGAUGCUUCUCUGCUCAAUAAUGAAAAAGAUCUGCUUUCAAUGCCACAGUUAGGAAAACAGGAUUUUUAUGAAGCUACUGCAGAGAUCAAUGAUGCUGAACCUUGCAUAUCAGUUACACUCCGUCUUCUCUCCCUUCAGGAUAAAAGAUGUCCACUUGUUGAUGAAGUUUAUGUAUUUGCUGAUCCUAUUGAUCCAAGUGAGUCAGAGCAGGAAGAAGCAAGUGGAACAGGAAAUUCAUCCAGUAGUGCGCUGAUGGCUAUGUUUAUGCCCACUCUUUUACAGCUAUCUCGAGGAAGAGAUGUCAGAAAAGAACAGGAGAGGCAAGUUUCCGACAAGUCCAAUAGCACGAAUCUAGGAACUUUGGGAAAUUCCAAUGAGUCAAGUAAGAUUAUGAAUGCAAUUGAGCAGGAGACAAGUUUGAGUAAACCUGAUCACAUAGGAGCGAGCUCACCAGUUUUAGUCGAUACUCUUGCAAAGCGGGUCGAUGCAGCAACGGGAGUAUCUGAAGCAGAAAUCAAGCCUGCUAUAUCUUGCAGUAAUGUGGAGACUAUCCUGCAUCAUCUUGUUAACAAGGUAAGCAGAAUGGAAACUAUCUUGACAAGAUUUGAAGAUCAGAUGUUGAAACCUAUCAAUAGUAUUGAUGCACGGCUCCAGCUAGUAGAGAAGAAACUCGAACAUCUAGGCAAGAAAUCAUUUGAAUCUGAAUUGCGUGUUGAAACAACGAUACCCAAUCCAAGUUCUCUGGGUAGUGAUACAGAUAAACCUCCUGAAACCGAUGAGUUGGAUAAAAACAGAGAUAAUCCACAAUUGUCCCCUUGUACUAAAACAGUUGUCCCCGACUCCUGUAGUAUAGAGAAAUGUGAAGAUUAUGCUGUUGUGCUACCGAAGAACAGGCUGGAUAGUAGUUUUACAAAGUUUGAAGAACCGGGGAGUGAAAAUAACUCAAUCUCAAGAAAUGAGAUGAUUUCGGCUGAAUCUGAGAUCAGUGAUAAGGAGGUUGGUCAUUCUCUUGGGAGAGAAUCUUUUGAAGAAAAGCCAAAACGUUCAGUGUCUAUAAAUGAUGCUUUAGCAUCUGCACUUGCUGGGUUACUGUCUUCAACUUCAACCACGGACGGAAAAUACAGCCAAGCCCUUGUAGUUACAGCCCCUGAAUUUUCAAAUGAAGAUGACAUGGAGAUGGAAGAGAAACCUCCGACUGGUACCCGUCCAGACAAAAGCCAAGUUGCAGCAGAGGAGUUGGGAAACACAUACUCCGCUUCGGAGAGCCCAACUUCUUCACAGAAAGAGCCUGGGAUUACUCUAUGUGAUGUAGACGAUUCUCAGGAAAUGAAUAAUGGAGUUUCUGGAAAGUUUGGUGAUAAUGCGGGAGGAUAUGCCGAUGCUGAGACAGUGGUUAGCGUUAGGAAUGUUGAUUUAGAUGAAGAAACAGUUUCAUUUAGCACAAAAGCUGAUGGUCACACAGAAAGGGAGAGCCUCAGUUAUGAGCCCAGAAAUCCCGAUACUUUGGUACACGAGCUCGAGAAUCCAAACGUAACUACUGAUUGUGGAAGUUCUAAGAUCUUUGCCACAAAAGAAUGCGAAGAAGAGCCUGAAAAAACUGAUGACGUUUUGAAGAGCGUUCUCGGUUUUCAACCUGCAACUUCUUCGGUCGAUUUCCAAACUCCUGUCCUGGAUGUGAAAUUCAAUUCAGAGGAAAAAGUUUCAGACAACAAGUGUUUCUUUGAGGCACUCUUCACAGAAGAAUGUAAGAAUGUUGUAGAUUGCAACAACAAAGGUUUUGAUGAUAACUUGGUGUCAGUAGAAGAUGAAGAACUAAAAGGCCCACCAACAGAUACUCUUUCGUCUGUGGAGAUGGAUCACUACGAGAUGGACAACGAGUUGCAUCUACAGUUGAAUGCUGAAAUGUCAACAGCAAGUCUGAUAUAAAAAAUGGAAAAACUAGAAAGUCCGCUUACGAUUUCCGUCAAGGUUUUUGCUCCUAAGUUCUUAGUGUCAUAUCUAUCACUCCUUGGUGUUUACAAUGGUUAGCUUGUGAAUGAUGAUAGAAGGUGUAACUUAUUAAUGAUAUAUAUUAGUCAUAUAUGCAAAUAUAAUU